AUGCGCCGCGGCACCAUCAUCUUCCUCGUCAUCAACCUCCUCGUGAUCGGCUUCCUCCUCAACGCCUUCUCCACCCUCAUCGGCCUCCUCUUCGAAGACGGCUCCAGCGAUGCCAUCCACCGCGCGGAAAUCCCCGCCCCGGGUUCAGAGCUUAUCGAUAAUCGAACACAGUUGAUCCCAAAGAUCAUACAUCAGACCUACAUAAACGAGAGUAUUCCCGCACAAUGGAAGGCUGGGCAGCAGAGUUGUAUAGACUUGCAUGAUGAUUACGAGUACAAGCUCUGGACCGACGACCUCUCCCGCGAGUUCAUCAGCGCAGAGUACCCCUGGUUCCUCUCCACCUUCGACAGCUACCGCUUCCCCAUCCAACGCGCCGACGCCAUCCGGUACUUCGUGCUCGCCUUCUACGGCGGCAUAUACAUCGAUCUCGACGAUGGCUGCAACAGGCGCCUCGACCCUCUGCUCUCGUACCCAGCAUGGGUACGGCGUACCGUUCCAACAGGCAUAAGUAACGACGCCAUGGGCUCGGUGCCUCAACAUCCGUUCUUUCUCCGCGUUAUUGAAUCGCUGUCCGGGUACAACAGACAUUGGGUCAUGCCGUACAUCACGGUCAUGUACUCUACGGGCCCGCUCUUCCUCUCGGUCAUCUGGAAAGAAUACAUGGAUGUCCCGCGACCAGCUGAGGAACAUGUACGCAUUUUGAUGCCGGACGAGUACAAAGGGUUCAAGUGGAGCUUCUUCAACAUCUCUCGCGGCAGCAGUUGGCAUGGCAAGGACGCGCAGACAAUUUUCUGGAUGGGGAAGCACUGGGUGUUGCUUACUGUUGCUGGAUUUGCGAUAGCGGGUGUGGUCGGUUUGUGUCUUUGGAGUCUGUGGAGUAUGUGGGUUAUGCGUGGCAUUGGGGGUAAAGGGAAGAGAGGGCUUUGGAGGCGGAUUAGUGCGAAGGAGAGGUAUGAGCUUGUUGAUCGGAUGGCGUAA
Messenger RNA from Hyaloscypha bicolor E, 978 nucleotides. RefSeq names its product glycosyltransferase family 32 protein. The transcript has 2 exons. Gene Ontology annotation, biological process: mannosyl-inositol phosphorylceramide biosynthetic process. Gene Ontology annotation, molecular function: mannosyltransferase activity. Lineage: Eukaryota; Fungi; Ascomycota; Leotiomycetes; Helotiales; Hyaloscyphaceae. The coding region runs from base 1 to 978 and encodes 325 amino acids. The record is from RefSeq and is a predicted model, not a curated record.